UUCUUUUGUUGAAUUUUUGAGUAUAAAUUGGUAAAAAAUAAAUUUCUCAUGGCGAAUGAGGAUGAAAACAAAGCACCCUUUACAUUUAUUUGGGCAAUUGAGAACAGCUCUACAUUACAUAUAUCAGACCGGAUCUCUAGUCCAGUAUUUACAGUGGAUUCAAUGGAGGCAACAGAGUGGCAUUUAGAAAUGGAACCUGAUUAUGAAACAGGUUGGAUUUCCCUUUGUAUAAGAAGAGAAAAAAAUGACAUUGGUCCUGAAAGUAUUGAAAUAGAGCUCGAGCUAUCAUUUCUGGCUGCCAAUGGAUCGCCACUUAUUAAACGAAUGGAUAAAAAGCCUAUGAGGAAAAACAGUUAUAUGGAAUUUGAUGCUUUUGCUAGAUCAGACGAAAUUUUUCUUGAUAGAAGGAUUGAAUUUUUACCAAAAGACAUACUCACAAUUCGAUGUCGAAUGUGGAGAACUGGAACAUCAAUUUCCAAAAUGGAUUCAUGUUUUGCACGAACUCACAUGGGAGUGGAUAGACGUUCCACCGUAUGGUCCAUAAGUGAUUUCAGCUCUCUUCAGCCUGGGGACCGAAAGAUCCAUGUAUUAAAUCCAACCGCAACAGGUGCCCCACAACUCAUUCUGAGCCUUUCUUGUGAUCAAUAUGAUGAAGGUAAUAUACACUUCAAAGUUGAAAGACGUUCAGCAAGCAGAGAUCACUGGAUGUACGCUGAAAUAUCGGUACUAGAUGGGGAGGGAAAUGUAGUACACACCGACAACAUUUAUGAUUGGAUAAACGUUGACGACGAAACUGUGUUUGAAUUUCGUUAUUUCUUGACCAAAAUUCGGCUAGUGACACAAAAAUUAUGCUUAUUGCAGAACGAUGUAUUGUGUUUGAGGUGUGAAUUCGAAAUCGAUAUUGGGCCUGUCUGGAGUCGAAUUGAAACUUACAGGCAGUUAGUUCCCUUUCCAAGAUUUGGAAGGAAUCACGAUUGUGGCCGAUGAAGUUGAUGCCGUUUGUUGUUCUCUGAAAAGUGCCAUUAAGUGUUUGUAUGAAGAUAAAAGAUUCAGUGAUGUUAUUCUCAGAUGUGGCUCUGAAGCAUUUCCAGCACAUAAAAGCAUUCUUGGUGCACGAUCUCCUGUUUUCAGUGCCAUGUUCACCAACCACAUGAUGGAAAGCAUCACCAAUCAUGUUGACAUUCCCGAUUUACUCCCAAGUACCCUCAGUAGUUUAUUAUCUUACAUCUACACAGACACUGUGCCAGAACUGCAUGGGGACAAUGCGAUGGAUUUGUACAGAGCUGCGGAUAAGUAUGAACUUUUAACUCUCAGAGAUCAAUGUUCGGCUGUCUUAAAAGCAAAUUUUUCUGUGUCCAGUGUUUGUAACAUUCUGAUUCUUGCACAUAUGCACCAUGACGAAGAAUUGAUAAGAUCUGUACACUCUUUCAUUUUUAAACACGAUGAUGAUAUUUUGAAUUCAAAAUUGUGGAAGCAAUUUAAGAUUGAAAAUCCUUCUCUAGCUACUGAAACUAUGGAAGGUAUUUUUUAUAUGAUAAAACGAACCAAAAGGCAAAAAGUCUCAGUCAUUUCCGAGGCCAUGUCAGCUUGAAUAUAACCAUCUCCAAACAUGAUAAAUUACGGAUUCUAACUCUGAAAUCAAAACAAGGAGAUGGAAGUAAGGAGUGUUAUGAUCACUGGUGCAAAUCGAGGAAUAGGUUUGGAGUUUGUGAGACAAUUCGUAAAGCUGCCAAACCCGCCAAGUUUCGUUUUUGCUACUUAUAGGAAUGAAAAUACCCUACAAGAUCUUAUAGACAUACAAAAGAAGCAUGAUGAAACACAUAUUGUCCUGAUAAAAAUGGAUGUAUCAAAGAAAAGCGAAAUUGAAAACGCCAAAAAAAUCGUCGAAGAAACGGUAGGAGAAAAAGGCCUCAAUCUUUUGAUUAACAGCGCAGGAAUAGCGACGUUUCUAGGUUUUCCCGAAAUAACAGAAGAGGACAUGCUGUUUAAUUUCACCAUCAACACCAUUGGACCUGUUAUGGUUUUGCAGGUGAUGUUUCCUCUUUUGAAAAUAGCAGCUGCUCAGAAAACUUCAGGAAUGAGUGUUUCUAGAGCAGCUGCCAUCAACAUAUCUUCCACGAAAGGAUCUCUGAAUGAAUUGAUUGAUGGACAACCUAAAGAUUGGUUAAAAGUGUUUGGUUACAGGACCAGUAAGGCUGCUUUGAAUAUGGCCAUGCGAGUUGUUGCCCUCACAAUCAAGGACCAAGGUAUCCUGGUGGUGAACAUGUGCCCCGGCUGGGUGAAGACGGACAUGGGCACCGACCAGGCGACGUUGGAGCCCUCCGAGAGCAUUUCUGCCAUGCUAAAGACUUUCUCCAACUUGAACGAAUCUCAUCAUGGAACUUUACUGGACAGAAACGGAAAUACCAUUCCAUUUUGAAAUGUAUAUUAUUGCGUAUAAUUGAUAAUUUACAAGAGUUUAAUAUUUAAUUGUGGUUAUAAUAUAAUUAUAUUGGAUACAACUCGGUUAGUAGUUUGUAAUGUCUAUUGCCAUACGAUAUAAUCAUUAUCCUUCCGUAUAACUUGUAACCAGGGAUGUGAAGCCAGAAGAGUAUCUGAAUCGAUACCAGUUUUGUUGAUGUUUCGAAUGAAAUGAUGUAUUGAUUUAAGAAUCUUUGGAGCAAUUCAGAACCAAUCCGUGAUAGUUUUUUCUCUCUCUUCUUGGGAUUGGAAUUUACUAUACCUAAAUUUGAACUCAUUUGAUUAUUAUUUGAUUCAGAGAAGAAGGAACCACUUUUUAAUAUUUUCUAUCCAACUAUGCCAUAGAUUCUUGUUGUGUUGUUGUUUAUAAUGGCACUUGCCAUGGACAGGCUCGCUGACGAAGUCAACGAUUUUAAGCCAAGGAAGCGUCUCUUGUUUUAGCAGAGCCAACUAGGGCCAAGAAUACGUCUUAGGUACUCACGCAUCACAUUCGCUUGCACAACCCCUUUUUACAAGGGGGCACAUUCACACAUCUCACAGAUAGAACAAAUGAAAACCAACCAUGCCCUAACCGGGACUCGAACCCAGGAGGCCCAGAUCACUGGGAAGACGCGUUACCCCUAUGCCAGGACACCGGCACCAUAUGUUCUAAAAUCAAUAUAUCGUUCCAUUCGAAGUAUCAGCCUAAUUGGUAUUAUUCAUAUAUUUCACUAACUCCACAUCGCUGGAUACAAGUUAUACAAAAUGACGAUAACUACAUCGAUAAACAACAGACAUUACAAGCUAGCACAAUGUGAAUGAUACAACAUAGCACCUAUAAUGAUGCAAUGUAGCUUGUACAGUAUAGGUGCUAUAUCACCGAUAUUGUAUAAGCUAGCGCCUAUAUUGUAUAAUUAUAUUAAUGCCGUUGUCAGAUUUCCAGUCUUUCUGAGAUAAGAAAUAUCAUUAGAUAUCCAAUCAGAAGCGCAAUUUGGCUGAUUAAUUAAGCAUAGGGUAUUCCAAAAAUUGCAUAUGUAGAUUUUAAGGAGGAUAAGAAAUAAAGGAAAAAGUCAUUUUUACAAUAAGAUACGGAAUAAUACACUCAAAGGAUUAUCUAGAAAAAGAACUGUUUUUCUGUGAAUUAAAUAUAAAACCAGCGGUAGUGAUAUCACUCCCCUUUAUCGCAUGCCCGCUAAUAAAGGUUCUAUUCCAGAGAACGCCUUGCGUAGCAUUGGCGAACAAUAGUUAUGGAAUAUUAACCUUUGGCUCGAAUUUAGCAUUUUUACUGAAUCUAUCGUGUCAUCUUUGGCGAGAUAUUUGGCGAUUAAUUCAGAUUUAGUUCAAUUUUUGAUUGGUGUCUAGAUUAUAGAUAUUAAUUCUCUGUAUCGAAUUUCAUCUAUCUAGCUCUUUCUGUGCCGUAGUAAUCGUGUUAGCUUUUAUUCGAAUAACCGGACAGACGGACUUCCUCUCUGAGUGGAUUUCGCUCAAAAUUCGACAGAAAUCUACAAAUUCGGUAUAAAGACUGUAUACUAAAUGUCAAUCGUCUAGUUCAAAACGUUUCUGAGUUAUCUGUGUUAUAGACAGAAAGACGGACAUUUUCCAGAAAUAUGUUUUUCAAGUCAAAAAGGUCUAAAAAGGGGAGAUUCGUCAAAAUCUCGAGUUCGAAUUUUUUGCCGGUUACUAUAUUUCCUCUGUACUACGUGUACGAGAGAACAGAAAUGGCUCUCACCCGGCAAGAUGUAUAUAUAUAGCACAACAAGAAACCUGUAUAAAUAAAAAAAUUUUCUUGCAUUAAUUGCCAGAUACAAUUGCAAAUAGGAUUUAAGACCAACAACAAACCUUUGAAGUACUUGAAAUAUCGUCUACGAUAAAAAAAAAAAAACAAUUUUUGGCAGAAAAUCACAAUUUUUAAAAAAUGUUUUAUUUGAAAAUCUGUCUUUUUGCUUUAUGAAAAGCACUUUUAUUUCAUGUUUACGAUAUUUAGAAACGAAGUUAAAGCCUAUUUAAUAGAAUUUAA
This is a messenger RNA of Argiope bruennichi, 4456 nucleotides long. RefSeq names its product C-factor-like. The transcript is spliced from 7 exons. The record is from RefSeq and is a predicted model, not a curated record. Lineage: Eukaryota; Metazoa; Arthropoda; Arachnida; Araneae; Araneidae. The coding region runs from base 1652 to 2419 and encodes 255 amino acids.